This is a messenger RNA of Cyphellophora attinorum, 963 nucleotides long. RefSeq lists its product as uncharacterized. The transcript has a single exon. NCBI's taxonomy places the organism in Eukaryota, Fungi, Ascomycota, Eurotiomycetes, Chaetothyriales, Cyphellophoraceae. Bases 1 to 963 code for a protein of 320 amino acids. The record is from RefSeq and is a predicted model, not a curated record.
AUGCCUGACAAGCGCAUCCAGCAACAGCAGACUGCAGAUGCUCGUUCGGGCGUCCAUGAUGCCGCAGCCCACGCUCGGUGUCUUUUCAACCAGGAGUACCCCAAUGGCAGCGAAGACUACUGGCUCCAAUCCCCGGGCACUGGUCUCAAUGCAAUCAUCACCGCCAUGAGCCACAAUGCACAGUUCAAACACUAUCAGCAACCGGACGUGGACGCCCUCAAACAGGUUGCAAGCACAGUCAUCAGCCCGAGAGGAGCGGACCAUAACGUUACCAAUAUUGAGACAUCUGCUGUCGCCGCUGACGGUGAAGAUUACAAGCCUGCCGACCUAGCACACAUAUUCUACCUGUGGAAUGCUCCAGAAGGUUUCGAUCUGCGCCUGGGGAUCUUCGUCGAAGACGACAAUCGCCCACGAAUCUACCUGGAGCCAGAAGGAGAUCGUUUGUCCCGCUAUCAUUCCGGAAACAUGAUUUGGAUAUUCCAGCAUAGGACCCAGCCGACCCAUAACGGGAUUUCAUUGGUGAAGAGAGAGCGAUCUCAGGGCUAUGCAGCCAUCAUGUCUUGCACCAUCGGCGUUGGCUUACACGGUCCAUCACGUCGGCCGGCGGCAGAUGGUGGUGGUGACGGUCCACGAGAUGACGAUGGUGGUCCAUGUGCUGACAGCAACAAGCGCACUGAGUCUGCACGCCCUGAACCCACAGGCAAGAAGAACAAUAAAGGUCGUCGACACCCGGCAACGCGUCCAUCAUCACAGCUACAGGCCAUGCACAAGAUUCUACACGGCUCCAUCAAUCAACAUAAGCGUGGCAUCUCCGAGCAGAAGCCGUUUCCGAUGCUCCAUCAAAUCAUCGGCACUGAUCGAGUCAUCAAAUCCACUGCGAGAAUGAAGAAGACGAUGACCAUGGUCGCAGACAAGCAGCAGCUCUUCCUGAAGAAGUCCUGCGGUUUCAUCCUUGUCUGGUGA